Molecule: messenger RNA, 4743 nt
Organism: Manis pentadactyla (Chinese pangolin)
Lineage: Eukaryota; Metazoa; Chordata; Mammalia; Pholidota; Manidae
Gene: NKTR
Product: natural killer cell triggering receptor
Exons: 17
Coding region: 258-4670 (1470 amino acids)
Biological process (GO): protein folding; protein peptidyl-prolyl isomerization
Cellular component (GO): nucleus
Molecular function (GO): peptidyl-prolyl cis-trans isomerase activity
Source: RefSeq, a predicted model, not a curated record
CCAGACACGCCCACGUGUUCGUGUCCGGGUCCGUUAACAACCCGCUGAAACUGUUCUCUCGCGGUAUUUGUUCCGACUCUCGCGGGGUUUAGCGUGGCACUGCGAGGCCCGGCCCCGGCAAGGGGGUGGUGGUCGGUUAGUGGCGUUGGGCUCCGGCCGCGGUGGCAGCGCUUUCUCCCCUGCUCACCGGGAGCUGCUCGGGCUGGAGACCAGCCAGGUGAAGAGCUCACCUUUCUCUUGCCACUGCCUCGGGCGCGAUGGGGGCGCAGGACCGGCCGCAGUGUCACUUCGAUAUCGAGAUCAACCGGGAGCCGGUUGGUCGCAUUAUGUUUCAGCUCUUCUCAGACAUUUGUCCAAAAACAUGCAAAAACUUCCUUUGCCUAUGCUCAGGGGAGAAAGGCCUUGGGAAAACAACUGGGAAGAAGUUAUGUUAUAAAGGUUCUACAUUCCAUCGUGUGGUUAAAAACUUUAUGAUUCAGGGUGGGGACUUCAGUGAAGGUAAUGGAAAAGGUGGAGAAUCAAUUUAUGGUGGAUAUUUUAAAGAUGAAAACUUUAUUCUCAAACAUGACAGAGCGUUCCUUUUGUCAAUGGCAAAUCGAGGGAAACAUACCAAUGGUUCCCAGUUUUUCAUUACCACAAAACCUGCUCCGCACCUGGAUGGGGUGCAUGUUGUCUUUGGACUAGUUAUUUCCGGUUUUGAAGUAAUUGAACAAAUUGAAAAUCUAAAAACGGAUGCUGCAAGCAGACCAUACGCAGAUGUGCGAGUGAUUGACUGUGGGGUGCUUGCCACAAAAUCUACAAAAGAUGUUUUUGAGAAAAAAAGGAAGAAACCAGCUCAUUCAGAAGACUCGGAUUCCUCUUCCAAUUCCUCUUCCUCUUCAGAAUCUUCUUCAGAAAGUGUAAUUGAACAUGAGAGAAACAGAAGGAGGAAACAUAAGAGGAAGCUAAAAGUUAAACAUUCUAAAAAGAGACGAAAGGAAGCAAGCAGUUCAGAAGAGCCAAGGAAUAAACAUAUAAUGAGCCCAAAAGUUUACUCUGAGAGGAGUGAUACCAAUGAAAAAAGGUCAGUGGAUGCAAAUGGUAAAAGGGAAAAGCCUGUGGUCCGCCCAGAAGAGAUUCCUCCAGUGCCUGAGAACCGAUUUUUAUUGAGAAGAGAUAUGCCUCUUGUCACAGUAGAACCUGAACAGAAGAUUCCUGAUGUUACACCUAUUAUAAGUGAUCAGAAACCAUCUGUAUCAAAGUCUGGACGGAAGAUUAAAGGGAGGGGCACAAUCCGCUAUCACACGCCUCCAAGAUCUAGAUCCUGUUCUGAAUCAGAUAAUGAUGACAGCAGUGAAACUCCUCCUCACUGGAAGGAGGAGAUGCAGAGAUUGAGAGCAUAUAGACCACCCAGUGGAGAGAAAUGGAGUAAAGGAGAUAAAUUAAGUGACCCCUGUUCAAGCCGAUGGGAUGAAAGAAGCUUAUCCCAGAGAUCCAGAUCAUGGUCAUAUAAUGGAUAUUAUUCAGACUUUAGUACAGUGAGACACUCUGAUGGUCACCAUAAAAAACGCAGAAAAGAGAAAAAGGUUAAGCAUAAAAAGAAAACUAAAAAGCAGAAACAUUGCAGAAGGCACAAACAAGAGACUAAGAAGCGAAGGAUUAUUGUACCAUCUGACAUAGAAACCUCAAAGUCUUCCACCCAACGAAUGAAAUCCUCUUGUGAUAGACAACAGAGAUCUCCUUCUUCCUCCCUCUCAUCUCAUCACUCAUCAAAGAGGGACUGGUCUAAAUCUGAUAAGGAUGACCAGAGCUCUUCAACCCGUUCCAGCAGAGACUCCUACAGAUCAAAGUCUCACUCUCAGUCUUAUUCUAGAGGAACCUCAAGAUCAAAGACUCUGUCAAAAUCCUCAUCACAUUCUCGAAGUAGAUCAAAGUCCAGGUCUAGUUCCAAGUCAGGGCAGCAAAGGACAGCAUCAAAAUCACCACGGAGAAUAGCCUCUCAGUCAAGUGACAAUAAACCAGUCAAAACAGAACCUCUAAGAGCAACAGUGCCACAAAAUGAAAACGUUGUAGUACAACCAGUAGUGGCAGAAAAUAUUCCUGUCAUACCACUGAGUGACAGCCCCCCUCCUUCACGAUGGAAGCCUGGGCAGAAGCCCUGGAAGCCCUCUUAUGAGCGAAUUCAGGAGAUGAAAGCUAAAACAACCCAUUUGCUACCCAUCCAAAGCACUUACAGUUUAACAAAUAGUAAAGAGACUGGUAGUUCCUCAUCCUACCAUAAAAGAGAAAAAAAUUCAGGAAGUGAUCGGAGUACUUAUUCAAAAUACAGUAGUAAAAGUUCAGAAAGCUCACGACGGUCAAGGAGCAGAUCUUCUAGGAGUAGAUCUUAUUCCAGAUCAUACACAAGGUCACAAAGCCUAGCAAGUUCACAUUCAAGGUCUAGGUCUCCCUCAUUUGGAUCUCAUUCACGAAGUAAAUACAGCUAUCAUUCACGGUGUAGUAGGUCAUCUUCGUGCUCUUCGGUUAGCACUGAUGAUGGCAGACGGGCCAAGAGAAAAUUUAGAUCCAAUGGGAAAAAAAAUAACACUUCAAAUAAAAGGCAUAGCAGCAGCUCUGAAAAGGCACUUCGCAAUAAAUAUGUCAAAGGCAGAGAUAAGUCUUCAAGUCAGAGAAAGUAUAGCGAAAGCAGGUCAUCUUUAGAUUAUUCUUCAGACAGUCAACAGUCAAGUGUCCAUGUUCCACAGUCAGCCCAGGAAAAAGAGAAGCAAGUCCAAAUGGAAAUGAAUAAUAAACAAGAGAAAAACAGAGGUGAAGAGAAAUCCAAGUCUGAACAGGAAUGCCCCCAUUCAAAAAAAAGGUCUUUGAAAGAGAAUCUUUCUGAUCACAUUAAAAAUGGCAGUAAGCCCAAAAGGAAGAAUUAUGCUGGCAGUAAGUGGGACUCUGAAUCAAAUUCUGAACGAGAUAUUACUAAAAUCAGUAAAAAUAAUUCCUGGCCAUCUUCUGAUAAGGAGGAAGGUGAGGCCACAUCAGAUUCUCAAUCAGAGUUGGGUGAAAUUCAUGUCAAAGUCAAACCCACAGCAAAGUCUUCAGCAAAUACUUCACUGCCUGAUGGCAAUGGUGCUUGGAAAUCAAGCAUGCAGCGGUCAUCAGCCUCUGAUUCGGAGGGGUCCUAUUCCAAUUCAGAAAACGCUAGAGGAAAGCCACAGAACCACAAGCAUGGGUCAAAGGAAAAUCUUAAAAGGGAACGCACCAAAAAAGUAAAAGAGAAAUUGAAAGGGAAAAAAGACAAAAAGCACAAAGCUCCAAAACGAAAACAAGCAUUUCACUGGCAGCCUCCACUAGAAUUUGGUGAAGAAGAGGAGGAGGAGAUUUAUGAAAAGCAAGUAAUGCAGGAGGCAACAGAGAAAAAAAAAGUUUCUGAAAAUAGUGAGACCAUUAAAGAAAAUACACCCCAAACUGAGAAGUCCUGUGAGAACUGCAACCUUUCAGGUAAACAUAAUACAGUAACAAUUUCAUCAGACAUCGAUCAGCCUACUAAAACUAAAGAUGAUAGUAAACUCAGCAUUUCUCCCACAGCUUUAAAUUCUGAGGAAAACACAGCCAUUUCUCCCCAGAACAUUCAGCAUAUUGAAGAAGGUAUCCCCAGUGGAGUGGAGGAUGUGCUUCAAACAGAUGACAACAUGGAGAUUUGUACUCCUGACAGGACUUCCCCAGCAAAGGUAGAGGGGGCUUCCCCUCUAGGAAAUACAGUGCUUGCCACCCCAGAUACAAGCGUCAUUCUAAAGCAGGACAGGCAGCCAGAGCAUCUGGAGGCAGAGGUGGUAAAACGGGAAGGCAGCAGCGUGUGGGAAAGCAAGCCUGGGGGAGCCGGGGGGGAACAGGACAGCAGCUCUGCUGCUCCGGCCAGUGCUGCCCAAAGCGCUGUGAAGAGGGAGGGAGCUGAGAAGAGCCAGAUGGGCCUUGGGGAUAACAAGUGGAAGCCCCUGCAGGGGGUGGGGAACCCUGCAGCGCCAGCUGCUACCACAGCCAGUGCUGUGGAAGCUAAGGCUUUGGCAACUGUGCCUGAAAUGAAACCACAAGGAUUGAGGAUAGAAAUUAAAAUUAAAAAUAAAGUUCGGCCUGGGUCUCUCUUUGAUGAAGUAAGAAAGACAGCACGCUUAAACCGGAGGCCAAGAAAUCAAGAGAGUUCAAGUGAUGAGCAGACACCUAGUCGGGAUGGUGAUACCCAGUCCAGGAGUCCAAGUAGAUCUCGAAGUAAAUCUGAAACCAAAUCAAGACGCAGAACAAGGUCUGUCUCCUACAGUCACUCAAGAAGUCGAUCUCGAAGUUCCACAUCAUCCUAUCGGUCAAGAAGCUACUCUAGAAGUCGGAGCAGAGGAUGGUACAGCAGAGGCCGCACAAGAAGCCGGAGCAGUUCCUACCGUAGUUACAAAAGCCACAGGACGUCCAGCAGGAGCAGGUCCAGGAGCAGCUCCUAUGAGCCCCACAGUCGGUCCAGCAGGUCCUACACGUACGACAGCUACUACAGCAGGAGCCGGAGCCGGAGCCGGAGCCAGAGGAGUGACAGUUACCACCGGAGCAGGGGCCGUGGCAGGCGGUCCAGGAGUUGUAGAUCUUACGGUUCUGACAGUGAAAGUGAUCGAAGUUACUCUCAUCACCGGAGCCCCAGUGAAAGCAGCCGAUACAGUUGAAAAUGUUCCCCUUUUUGAUAUGAAUUAUACCUAUUUGUAAAUAUCUGAUAACUUAAAAGUUUAAGAAACUUAA